UUUAUAAUACGUUGCAACAUCAAUAUGUUGAUCUGGAUUUGCACAAUGUUGACCGGAAGUGCUAUAUUCGACUUGCUUCAGCUUUACUUGUAGCUGUUAGCAGUUUGGCUAGUUGUGUGGUAGCAUACCCCCCGUUUAAAGUGAGGUGACCAUUAGCAAUGGACCACACCCGCCACAGAGCCCAUUUUCCUUACUCCAGGCCGGACCACCGCCAGCACCAAGCUCGGCCAGCCCCCGACCGAACCCCUCUCACCUGUCAGACUUUGAGCACCAGGAGGCAUCUCUAUGAGCGGGACUUCCCUGUAUACAAACAGCCGGUUGAAAUAGGAAGCUUUUCCCUGGAUUCUGAACGUCGAUUCUUCAAUGACAGCAGGCAGAUGAGGUACUAUGUGGAGCCUGACAGGAGUCCCAGUUUUGACUUGAGGGAUGGAUACAAGGACCGCUUCGUGAAGAGAGAUGAGGCGGUGAAGGAGAAGCUGGACCACCUCCUGCGGUGGAUCCUGGCCAACAGAUCAAAGCUUCAGUCUGGCUCAGCUUCACCCCGUUGUGCCUUAGACGCUGACUUUGUGACGUGGCGUGGCCAUCUGACCAAAGUGCUGACCACUCCCUAUGAGACGCGGGAGGGCUGGUUGCUGGCGGUCACCCGGUUCAGGGGCACGCUCUACAUCAGCGAGGUGGAAACCGAGGCUGCUCGCAGGGAAAGGGAGAAUCGCACUGAGAGGCACCAAGAGAUGAUGUACUGGGGAUACAAGUUUGAGCAGUACACAUGUGCAGAUAGCAUCCACAGUUCCCCUGACCCAGGUGGAGUGGUCAACACCAACGAGGCCUUCUGCACUGUGGUCCAGACUCGGCUCGCGGAUCAUAAGCUGCUGUUCUCUGGGGAGGUGGACUGCCAGGAUAAAGACCCCAAGGCUCCAGCCCCUCCUUCCUGCUACAUAGAGCUGAAGACCACAGCAGAGAUCUGCACCCCUAAACAGCGCAGUAACUUCCACAGGUUCAAGUUGCUGAAAUGGUGGGCUCAGUCUUUCCUCCCUGGGGUGCCCCGUAUUGUAGCAGGCUUCCGGGACCAUGAGGGGGUGGUUGUCGGUGUGGAGACUAUCCACACCUCCAAGAUAUCCCAUCUCAUCAAGAAUGAGUACAACUGCUGGAAGCCAACAGUCUGUAUGAACUUCUGCUGCGAUUUCCUGUCUUACGUGAAGCAUGUGGUCAAAGAAGACAAUCCUAGUGUGGUCUACCUGUUUUCCUGGGAGCCCCAAAGAGACGUGACCUACUCCAUCCAUAGAGACUCCCAGUAUUCCUUCCUGCCUCACUGGUUUGUUGUGGAGAUGACCGGGGUCAGCAGUGAAGAGUCACACCACUGAUAACAGCAACAGGCAAGACGUGUUCGGUGAGGAUUCCUGUUAGUCUGGACCUCCAAUGGAGCUUUAUAUGUCAAAAUACUUUGGUAUUUUAUGUGUGUGCAGCAUUACUUGUUUCCACUUGUUUCAGUAACUGGUCGAUGAUGGUUGAUGUGAUGAUUCUAACUUUUAUAAUAAAACCAUGAUGAUACCA
Molecule: messenger RNA, 1551 nt
Organism: Myripristis murdjan (pinecone soldierfish)
Lineage: Eukaryota; Metazoa; Chordata; Actinopteri; Holocentriformes; Holocentridae
Gene: dxo
Product: decapping exoribonuclease
Exons: 7
Coding region: 159-1361 (400 amino acids)
Biological process (GO): nuclear-transcribed mRNA catabolic process; NAD-cap decapping
Cellular component (GO): nucleus; cytosol
Molecular function (GO): mRNA 5'-diphosphatase activity
Source: RefSeq, a predicted model, not a curated record